AUGGACCCCAUGGCAUUCUCCGACUUCACUGCCCUGAAAACACUUGAGAUAUCGCUGCCGUUCGUAUUCGGACACGGAGCGCUCCUGUUUUACGCGUGGGAUAGCAGCAGACAUCGCGACGCCCCAGACCCGACGGAUGCCGACAUCGAGGCCACGAAGCGGUACCUGGUGGAUAUGCUGCCCAGCUCGAUAGAGACUGUGCGCUUCGCACACUGUGGCGACAUCUGGGCAGCCAGGUGA
Messenger RNA from Anthostomella pinea, 240 nucleotides. Lineage: Eukaryota; Fungi; Ascomycota; Sordariomycetes; Xylariales; Xylariaceae. The record is from the annotation of a GenBank genome assembly.